This is a messenger RNA of Microbotryum saponariae, 799 nucleotides long. The record is from the annotation of a GenBank genome assembly. Lineage: Eukaryota; Fungi; Basidiomycota; Microbotryomycetes; Microbotryales; Microbotryaceae.
AUGAAACCCGCCAUCCGCCCCAUCCUGCUCCUGGCCCUGGGCUCGUUCGUCACCUAUUCUUGGGCAACCAGUAUCCCACAGCAACAACACCCCUUCGUACCCCCAACUGCCGGUGACAGCCACAGCCAAGGACCCGCCAUGACGAUUCCCAAGACGAACCCUUUCCUCUCCUCAAGCACCAACGCCGUCAGCUCCACGACCAUGGCCCUAGCCGAUCUCUUGACCCAAUCUCGUCGCACGUCCAUCUUCUACGACUACUGCCGCGACGUACCUUCCGUGUCGGCAUUGCUCAAUGCGCCACCUUCACCUUCCAAGGAGACCCUGCCGACUCUACUCGUCCCCCUCAAUAGCGCCAUCAUCGCCAUGGCUCACAAGCCUCAUCAAACCCAACCUAAGACCGAUUCGAGGUCCCCCCAGCUCCGAACCGAGCGCCAACUCGAGGACGAAUCGAACGCGUAUCUCUCUCGCUGGGUCCGGGCCCAUGUCAUCCAGGCAGAGGUGCAGAUUGGUCCCGAGGGAUGGCAAGACAAGACGUACGAGACGUUGGAUCACUCGAGCGUACAGUUCGCACUUCGUAAGGAUGAGACGACGAACGAGGAACGUGUCGUUAUCAUCCCGGGUCAGAUCGAGGUCGUCGGGAUGAGUCAGGUACGUUUCGGAGUCAGAGGCCGACCCGGCAAAAGAGGCCAACGUACGAGCCGCUAUUUGUGAUUCUGACAUCCGAAUAUGCUCUCGAACAUAGGCCAGCAAUGGUAUGAUAUAUUACAUCGACGGAACGCUCAACGUUGGUUCCGUAUAG